Molecule: messenger RNA, 2814 nt
Organism: Vitrella brassicaformis
Lineage: Eukaryota; Vitrellaceae
Source: the annotation of a GenBank genome assembly
AUUGCGCACUCGAAAGAUCCCUCGUUGGUUUUCUCACCGGGACACUCUUGUGAGCCUGUUGCGUGUGCUGCCUGUGUCUUGUCGGCUGGAGUUUCGUGAUCUCGGUGUUUGGAAAAUGAAGCAGAUCUGGGCGUUCGUCUUCUGCGUGUCUAUCAUCUCGGCGCCCCUCUGUCGGGCCGAGACCCUCGCCGAACAGAACAAGGGAUCACUGGGUGAGCAGGGCCGACGAAAAAGGGCGGAAGACAGCCGGGGUUAUCACCAGUCAGAUUCAGGAGGGCAUGUGUCCUCGUGCAUCAGAGAGGCGGUGCUGGACUGCAUGUCACGCCACAGAGAGAUAGCAGCUACCACACGUGCUCAUGUGUGCCCCCUGCCUCUGUGUCUCGCUCGCUCGCUCGUGUAUGUGGUUGCAGGUCGCAUGGCGCGUUAUCCUCAGAUGAAGCCCAAGGGCGUGCCGUCGCUGCUGGCAGGCGAGUCGAUGAAGCUGGCCCAGCGGCAGAACUACCACGAGAAGGUUGAGGAAGCCCUUAACGCACACCUGCGGAUGGAGUUUCAGGCCUUCUACACAUACCGGGCCAUCGCCGCCUACUUCGGCCGCUCGGACAUCGCGUGAGCAUGACAUGUCACACACAGGGCAUGGCAUGCAUUUGGUGGGUACACGUAUGUGUGGGUCUUGGUGUCGCUGUGUGGUGGUGCGUGUUCAGGCUGCCCGGCUUCUACCAGUUUUUCAAGGGUCAGUCGGAAGAGGAGCUGGAGCACGCGCAGCAGUUCAUCGACUACAUGAACACGUGAGUCAGCACCCGCACACACACACGGGUGCACUGCACGUCAUGCGCAUGUCAUGUCAUGUGUGUGUUGCAUUUGUAUGUGUUGGGGAUGGAUGUGACAGUCGUGGCGGUAUCUUCAUUGCGCAGGACCUGGACGCGCCGCCGUAUGACUUCAAGAGCGGCACUGCGGCGCUCAAGACCGCACUCAAGAUGGAGAGAGACGUCAACGAAUCGCUCCUCAAGGUGAGAGAGAAUGACACACACAGACACAGACAUCCACGCGCACCAUCACGGGUGCACUCUGCGUGUGUGUGUCAGCUGCAUUCCGUCGCUGAGGAGCACGGCGAUCCCCAGUUCACCGACUUUCUCGAAGGCAACUUCCUCAACGAACAGGUACGUGCACACGACACACAGAUCCCUCCCUCUAACUCCCCGCUCAUAUCCCCUCCCUUGUUCACUGUAUGCAUGCAGGUUGAGGCUCUGAAGGAGAUCGCCGAUCUGCUGACCAACAUCGACCGUGUGGGCAACGAGGGCCUGGGGCUCUACGUCUACGACCGACAGCUCCAGGCCAACGGACCCACCGGCGCAGGCGCGCUCGGCAUCGAAGUGGGCGGCGGCGGCGGGGGAGGCGCCGACGCGGGUGCCGCUGCAUAGAUGUAUAUUUAUGGAUCACGACACUGUAUGAGAGUGCUGUGGGUUGUUUUGGAUGGACUGGCCGUCGUUUUGGUGUGUCUACCUAACCCCUCACUCACUCAUCAAUCCAUUGGUGCCCUGCCUGCCUGCCUGCCGGUGGUCAGCCGCUCUCUUCCCAUACGUGCGAGUGAGCUCAGCUGGCCUGGCCACGUAUGGGUGCAUAUGUUGGUAUGUAUGUUCGUAUGUGUGUAUCGCUCGCUGUUUGGUGUGGAUGGGGGCCCGCCGGGGUGUUGGUGGGCGGGGGUGGGGGGGGUAGAAAUUAAUCGAUCUGGGUGGGGUGGGUAGUGUCUGAGUGAGUGAGGUAUGGGUGGGUACACAGUCAUACAUACAUCUAACUGGAGAGAGCACACCGACCCGGCCCGACGGAGGGGCGACCCGACCCCAGGCCUCAUCCUGGUGUCUGUCGACUCGCUGCUUCGGACCAUCCACACGAGUGAGUUGUUGUGUGUGGGUGAGCAAGUGAGUGCCUAGAUUUGUGAGAGGUUGGUGCAUGCUGAUGAGUGGGUGGGUGUGCAGACACCGUGUGGACAACAUCAUCAUGUUUGUGUCGCCGCGAUGCCAGGGAGGGAGGGACACGGCGGCCCAUACGUGCCCUGAGAGGUCGGCCGCGGGGGUGGUGUUGUCGAUGUGCGCGGGGGGUAUUUUCAAUUUAAAUAUAAUGUAGCAGUACAACACCACACCCUUCUGUCUGUCUUGUGUGUGUGUAUGUAUCGAUCUCUCUAUGUACGUAUCCAUUUUGGGGGUGACGGAGGGAAAGCCUCACAGAGUCGCUCUUCUCUCUUCCCUCGCUCUUUCUCUAUCUCAACCAAUCAUUGUCUCACCUCACCCCGCCCCCCUCUCGCCGCACCCGGCCCUCUUGACGUCUGCCUGCAUCUCUGUAUCUGCCUCUGUCUGGUGCUAUCUAUCCCACACGACUCAACACCCACCCUGAAUGUGCGAUUUUAGCGCGCGUGUCUACAAGACUCGAAGACGCGAAUGCAUGCUUGUGAAGGGGGCGGGGCGGGGGGAGGAGGGAGGACUAUCGUCUGUUGGUAUGUAUCUAUCAUCUAGCAGACACUACUACUCACUGGACUCUUCAACACACGGGGAUGCACGGGACACACGGAUUGGACAAACGGCAGCUGGUGCCACACGCUACAUCCUUAUGCGCCUGACGACGUGAAUGACACCGUGUGGACACGCACACUUGGUGACAUCUAUGUCGCUGGGUGUGAAGAAUGUGUGUGUGGCUAAGUGGGUGUCGAUUCGGACGCAACCUCUGUGGCCAUCUGAUGAUUGCAGACUCGAAUGGAUUUGUCUGGAGUUACUUGUGAACACCAGACACACACUUGGGCGGUGCUAUGAACAUUGAACUGAC